AUGUCUGACGAACCUAGUUCUAGCAUCGAAUAUCAUCCCAUCAUUUUAGAUGUCGAUGAACGUUUGAUCGAAGAACUAAUCAUGUCACAUGAUAAUAUUCAAGAAGAGGAAAUCGAGAAAGUUAAAAUAGACAGCAAACUCAAGAACGUACAGAAUAGGCAAAUCGAAACGAUACUAGUGAAGGAGCCAAACAUCUUAAUACUCAACAAGGAACUAUCAGUAAUAGCAACAACUUGGAAAAAUCAAAACAAAACUGAUAAAAUUAGAAUUAAUCAGAAAGUAGAAAAAGAAUCAGUAAGGGAGCCCUCAGAGAGCACCCCUAUGGAAAUUGUUCAAAGGCUAGAAUAUGUGAGAAUAAUGUU
Molecule: messenger RNA, 362 nt
Organism: Acaulospora morrowiae
Lineage: Eukaryota; Fungi; Glomeromycota; Glomeromycetes; Diversisporales; Acaulosporaceae
Source: the annotation of a GenBank genome assembly